Periophthalmus magnuspinnatus is the source of this 5362-nucleotide messenger RNA. It is a transcript of the gene akap12b, whose product is annotated as A kinase (PRKA) anchor protein 12b. Gene Ontology annotation, cellular component: cytoplasm. The transcript is spliced from 4 exons. Gene Ontology annotation, molecular function: protein kinase A binding; calmodulin binding. Bases 185 to 4504 code for a protein of 1439 amino acids. Gene Ontology annotation, biological process: signal transduction; regulation of protein kinase C signaling. NCBI's taxonomy places the organism in Eukaryota, Metazoa, Chordata, Actinopteri, Gobiiformes, Gobiidae. The record is from RefSeq and is a predicted model, not a curated record.
GGGGCGUCCUGUUUGGGAGACUUUUUCUGGUCCUGCUCGCUCUGCAUCCCUCCAAAGCGAACUGUCACGGGGGUGGAGCUGCAGCUGAACUGUGCAACUCGCUAAAACUCCUUUGGGACACACGCGCUUUUUGUGCUUUGCGUUUGAUUUUGGUUUGUUUUUGGAGAGGUGAUCACGAACUGCGAUGGGGGCCGAGAGCUCAGUGCAGCGGGACGAGAAGAGCCAAGCAGAGGAUGCAUCAGCUACAGCCACUGCCCCGGGCGAAGAAGAGGAGGCGGUGAAGGUGCAAGCGGGAGAGGAGAGCGCACUGGACAGCAAGUCUUUGCAGAAGAACGGUCAGAUCUCCAGCAUGAGCAGCCUGAAUGGACACUCGGAGGACAACACACUGGAUGAUGUGGGCCAACCGGAUGGUGUGUCUGUGGCUCAGAAGGAGGAGGCACCUGAGACGAUGGAUGCCAUUCAGGACGAAGUGGCUCCUCAAGUAAAUGGAGAGAAAGUGGAGAAAGAAUCAGCUGAUGCCAAUGACAUUUCAGUUGUUGAAGAGAAAGCCACAGAGGAGAAAAGUGAAGAUGCAAACGAGGUUGGCUUCAAGAAAAUAUUUCGUUUUGUUGGCUUCAAAUUCACUCUGAAGAAAGACAAGAGUGAGGAAAAGGACCCGGUUAAACUACUGACCAUCAAAGAUAAAGAAGAUGACACAGUUGUGGAUGAGGUUGUUAAAGAGGAAGAGGCAACUGUUGAGGAGAAGAGCACAGUUGAAGAGAAAGAGGCUGAUACUGCUGUUGAAGCAGAGGUCAGUAAAGACGCAGAGAAGACUGAAAGCCCGGAGGUAGAAGCCAAGUCUACUGAAGGAGAGGUCACAGAAGAUGCACCCAAAGAGGAGAAAACUGAAAAGGAGGAAGAGACCAGCCCAGCCCAAGAAGUUAUCUCCCCAUUUAGAAAGAUCUUUAGCGGUGGGCUCUUCUCCAAUCUGAGAAAGAAAGCUAGUAUCAAGAAGACAAAGGAUGAAGAAGAGAUGAAAGAGGAGACACCAAAGGAGGAAGAAACAGCAGCUGCUGGUGAAGAGGAGAAAGCAGAAACAAUGGAAGGAGCUCUUGAAGAAGAGAGCAAAUCAGAGGCUAAAGAGGAGGUUGCAGUCACUUCUGAGGAGGAUAAGCCAAAGGAAGACGCUGUCACUGAGGACGUAAAGGAAGUGGCCGCAGAAGAAUCUAAGCCUGAGGCAGCUACAGAUGGAGAGGCCACAGCAGAAGCACCUACUCCAGAAACUGAUACUACUGACGAGGCCAAACCAGAUGAGGAGAAAGCCGCACUGGAACUGUCCACAGAAGCUGAACUGCUGUCCUCCCAGGAGAAGGCCAAACCCCAUGGAAGCCCUCUCAAAAAGCUGUUUACAGGAGCUGGCCUUAAAAAGCUGUCAACUAAGAAACAAAAGACCAAGAAAGAUGCUGAAACAAAGCUUACUGAGUCUGGGGAGCAGGCUGAACAACUACAGUCGUCCACUGAAUCUGCAGAGGUCCCUAAAGCUGAGAGUGGCCCCUCAUCCCCAGAAGAGUCCGGAGAACAUGUGGUCACUAUGGAGGUCACUGAGAAAGAGUCCAGCCAGGAGACCGAUGGUGAAGUCACCUCUGACGGGGAGAAGAAAAAGGAGGGGAUCAUUGCCUGGUCUUCCUUCAAGAAACUUGUGACUCCAAAAAGACGUGUAAAGAGACCCUCUGAGAGUGAUGAUGAGGGUAAUGGUGAGAAACCUGCCAAGUCUGCAACACUAUCUUCCACUGAGAGUGCUACCCUUGCAGAUAAGAGUGGCGAAGAGGAGACUAAAGAGGAGAAAACCACAGAGGAAGAGCCAAAGACAGAAGCCACUGAAAAACUCACCAGCAGCACUGAGGAGAAAAAGAAAAUGGACACGUCUGUCUCCUGGGAAGCUCUGAUGUGCAUGGGCGGUCCAAAAAAGAGAACACGUAAAACCUCUGACUCUGAUGAUGAUGAGACCAAGGUUGAAGAGGAACCAACAGCAGCAGUAGAAGAGGCCGAAGAGGAGGCUACAGUUGAAGCUGUGGUUGCCACUCCACAAACCAGUGAGAACGAGGGUGAAGUUGUGUCCUCUCCUGAACCUGUGAGCCCUCCUGUUUCUGCCUGGGACACACUCAAACGCAUGGUUACGUUGAAGAGGACAAAAAGUGAAGAAAAGCCAGAGGAUGCUGUAGAACAAGUCCUGUCCGACAGUGAGGCCCCAAAAGAAGAGUCAUCUUUCUUUCUGAAGAAGUUCUUCCCUGGGCGUAGAAAGAAGAAGUCUGAAAAGCAAGCCUCAACUGAACACGGCUCUGGUGAAGAGGAUUCUGACACUCCAGCGGUGGUCCCCCUUUCUGAAUAUGAUGAACCAGCUGAACCUGAAACUGAGAAACAAGCCCAUGCAGAAGUUGUCCAGGCCAAAGUCAGUGCUGCAGAAGAGAGGUCCCCAUCUUGGAUCUCAGCAGCAGUUGAAGAUGACAAACAAGACCAGCUGAGUGAUAUCCCAGAGGAGGCUGAGAGCGCUGCCACCCCGAAAUCGGUUGAUACUGACAUUACAGAAGAUGAAGAGCAAGCCCCUGUGUCUCCUAAACAAGUCGACACCGGCCGCAGACUGUCCAUUGCUGAAGUCAAACCAGUCGCUCCAGCUCCAUCCUCAGAAACAGCCACUGUUCCCAAAGAACCAGAGACUGAAAAUGCUCAGGAAGUUCUUCAAGCUGUUGAAGCCCAGAAUGAUGUAAUCCCUGCAAAGACCUCUGUUGCUGUUGAAGAUGCUCCCAUGGAAACCGCUGUUGAAACAACUGAGUAUGAGCCACCAACUGAAACUGCUGAUGUUAAGACCAAUUCCAUCCUCGAGGUGCAUGCCCGUGAUGAAGCUAUGGCUAUCUGCACUGGUCUGGGAACCAAGGAGAUCGCAAAAGUCACUCUAGAGAAACCUGUGUCACCGAUCACAGAGUGUAUGGCUGUAAUUCGUGAUGCCUGUUCUACUGAAGUGUCAAUUGAGGAGAAGCCAGCCAUCACAGAACAAGCUACCAUGUCCGAAGAUCCUGUCCUUGAAGCUCAAAUCCACCAAGUCGACACCACUGAACUCGAACCCAUGGUAGAAAAAACAGCAAAUAGCAUUGCAGACAUUCAAGUUGCCACUGAAGGUAUUGAGCCACAUAUUGAGAAAGUUGGUAUUGUCAGCACUGAAAUGGAAGGAUCUGAAGUUAUACAGCCACCUACAGUUAGCGAGAAUUCACCUAAAGUUGAGGUCAUUGAUCCAAUUAUUGCAACAUCCGAAGCUGCACUGUGUACCCAAAGUGUUGAAAUUACUGAGCCAACUCUAGAAACCAAGGAAGUCCAGAUGGACAUGGAGCAGCUUGUUGCUACUGAAGAAAUCUCCCCAGUUGAAGAGGUAGUCCACACAGUGGCCAAAGAGGUAUCCUCCACCAUAGGUGACAGUACAAUAACCACCACAAAGGAAACUGAGCCAGAAUUCCCUGUGGUCCUGCCCAGUGAAGUUAUUCCUGUGAUUGCAGAAACAGUAGUCCUUGUCGCCCCAGCCAGCCCUAACCCCGAAGAAGUUCUUGCUGAAAAUGUGCCCGUCUCUGAAGCGGUUGUAGAUGAAGUUGUUGAAUCAGAGGUUGCUGGGACUGAGGUCAUUGAGGAAACUACAGAAGGUGAAACAAUUGAGUCACAAAGCAUGGAAAUUGCCAAGAAUGUCAUCCAAGAGGCUGUGGAUAAAGUUUCAGAAGAUGCCCCUGAAUCUGAAAAACCCAGCAGUCCAUCCUCUACUAUCCCAACCCCAGACCAUGCAGUUGCAACAAUUGAGAAAGAUGUUGAGAUCGAAUCAGAAACUCCAAUAGUCACAGACACUCCAAUUGCAAUUCUUUGUGAGAAAUCCUCGCCAAAAGUCCUUCAUGUGGCCAUGGAAGUUACUGACACAAUUCCCCUUGAAGUCACAGGCAGUAUUGACUCAACUGAAGAGGAGAAGAAGCCAGAGGAGGACAAGCAAGAGGAAGAGGUUAAAGUAAGUGAAGAGACAGCAGCAGCAGAGGAGAAAGAAGAGGUCAAGGAAGAAAGUCCGGAUGAACCAGAACCGAGCAAUGAGACGGCAGUAGCUGAAGAGAACGUUAAUGACACAGAGACAGUUGAAGAAGAGACAGAAUCCAAACCCCUAGAGCUCCACAUCCCAGUCCAGGUGGUCCUCCAAACAGCACAAGUUCUUGAAGAACCAACAGUGGAAGAGGAGGCUGCAGUUGAGUUUGACACCAACGGUCCUGUAGGCGCCCCAGUUCAAGCAGAAAUCAAGACAAACGGUGAACAAGUGUCCGAACGGCUGUCUACUGUGUCAGAGGAACCCCAAGAAGCAGAAGCAGCAGUAGCAGCAGACAGCCAACCAGAAGCAGAGAAGCCAUUAGGGAAAUGCGCCGAGGUCAUGGCCCAGGUGAUUGAGGUGAUCGAGGAGGCCGUGAAGGAAAUAGAACCAGUCUCCACAGAGAUCACAGCAGCAUCGUGAGCAGAUGAAGAUACAAUACAUGUGCCUGGGCGACUUAGUUUGGACCAGGAAGAUGUGAGUGAUGAGGGAAAGACAGUGUGAAAGGCUGCAGCUCUGGCCAUCAUGCCCCAGAGAGUAAAAGACUGAUUCUGCCCCUGCCCUAACCACCAUCCUCCUGCAACCCCCCACCCCCACUGGCUCUCACACUCACGCAUGUCCUGUCCGAAAGCAUCUCAUCUGGCUUAAGAAUGAGUGUGACAUCAUAUUCAGUGGCUUUCUAGUGCCCUUUGCUGAAUCAGGAGAAACCUGUUGGAGUGUGUAUUUUGUGUAUACAGUAUGUGUGAGGUUGUAUAGUAGCGGGAGUGAGAUUUAUGACCAAUGGAGAAGAGACAGAGGAUUAUUAUCUUGUAUAUUGUAUUUAUAUUGAUUAUUCGUCAUUCAACAUCUAUUUUUUUUUUUUUUUCCAUUUUUGCCCUAUUUUGUUAUUGUAUGAACAUUGACUUUUGAAUUUUUAUCUGAUACAUUGGGUAUCCCCAUGGCAGUUGAGACUUUAUUUUAACAAAAUCUUCAAGAUGCCACCUGUAUCAUCACAACUUUUAAUGUCAUAUUCAUUUAUUGUUUGUAGCAAAUAUAAGUGAAACAUGGUACAGGUGUGUCCGUAUGUAAUAGCACUGUAAAAAUCUAAAUAAGCGGUGUUUGAUAUUGUAUUUCAAAACCUGUAAGACUGGACACUUGUCACAAUGUGCUGCGUCCCAUCAAAAAUAGUGUAUCAUAAGCUUCUGUAGAUAUGACAAACAAUCACUGCCUGAUUUACUGUGAAAAUUACAUUAUUACACAUUGCAUAAUAUUGUAAAGAUACAAUAAAGUAAUAUGAUAACU